Molecule: messenger RNA, 4649 nt
Organism: Anopheles arabiensis
Lineage: Eukaryota; Metazoa; Arthropoda; Insecta; Diptera; Culicidae
Exons: 6
Coding region: 1039-4635 (1198 amino acids)
Cellular component (GO): membrane
Source: RefSeq, a predicted model, not a curated record
UAUUGUUUCGAAAGCAACGUAGAACUGUCACUGUUGCGGAAUGAAAACAAACGAACAGUAGGCUACAAAAAAGGCGCAUCACGUAUGGAUAAAAUGUGUAAAAUUUCGUAAAAAGAACGAUUUUGCAUGCAUAUUUCCAUAACUAUGGCAUAUGAAUAACUCACAAAAUAAUUAAAUACUACGAGAUUGAUGUUUUGGAUGCAAAAAUAUAACUUUUUGAUUUUAUUUCGAAGUACGAAUGGCUACGCAGAACCGCUAACUCGGUGGUAUAAACUCGCUUCAGUCAAAAAUUAAAUGCGUAUGUGUGCGUAAAGCCGGAGGUGUCGAAGCAAACGAACUUUUGGGGGUUGCGUGCAUAAUUACGCACAAAUGUUGUUUCGUUCUCGGUUUUGAUGUUGCUUGAUGCGUACAAUAUGAUUUAGUUUAUUGUUAUAAAAUAUUGCGCACGAAGUGUCUUGCGUUUGUACACGUGUUAAUGCCAAUGUAUGCGAAUCGAUUCCCGCGUUCGACACUGCUGGUACCGUGUGUUUGUUAGUAGUUGUUGAGAGCGCGUAUAUUUUGAGAAGGGUGUCGUAAUGAACCGUCAUCGUGCGUAGGGCCCCGAAAAGAAGCAAGCGCAAGUUGUGUGGAGCAGCUCCAGCGCGUAUAAGUUUCGUGACUAUUUUCUACACACACGCACACACCGCACCCCGGACUACGGUACGCCCACCCCGGAAAGGAAUCGUCGGCCAGCGGACGGACGCGCACCGAUACAGGACGCCCUGGUGGACGGCGCGAUUGUCCCCGGGUAGUAGCAGUAUCCGCUCGCUCGAGCAGGGGCUAAUGAGUGAAAAUUGAUUGGCAGCCAGCAGCAGUGUGGGCCCUCCUUCCCCGAGUGUGUGUGUUUACGUGCGUGUGUGUGUGUGUGCGUCUGUAUGUCUGGCUGCUGGUAACGGGUUACCUUGAUCCCGGAGUGUGCGGCGCAGUGGCGGUGUUGUGAAGUGGAAUUAUUUUCUUUACGGAUUAUACUCUGUACGAUUGAAUACACAACCAACCACGAUGGAAGCUCCCCCGAGUGUGGAUGACUCUAUCGAGCGGGGGAAGUCGACGGAAUGCGACGGGGAGAAGGUGGAAGAAACACAAACAAAAGCAGCCUCCUCAGCGACCAGCCAAAUGCCAACCGAAUCCGACGCGGGGGAAAAGAGUGACACACCGCAGCAGAGCGGGUCGGAGGAAUCGAAGGACAGCGCCAACGGCAAAGCGACCGCAGAUCACGCGACAUCCUCUUCCUCAUCAUCAUCAUCAUCAUCGUCAUCUUCCAAAGGUGUUCCGCCAACGAGCAGAACGUUCGACAAAGUACCGAUCUUUGUGGUGGAGGACCAUCACGAAGUGCUCACGUUCCUUUACCGCUGCCUCGGCUCGAAGCAUUUACCCCUGCAGGGCAACCGGAUCGUUCACUUUGACUCGCACCCGGACAUGUGCAUCCCGAAGCACAUGCCCGCCAACUACGUGUUCAACAAGGACGACCUGCUGGACAGCAUCAGCAUCGAGAACUGGCUGAUGCCGACCGUGUUCGCCGGGCACGUGGAGCGCAUCGUGUGGAUUAAGCCGCCGUGGUCGGAGCAGAUCCCGAAGGGCAAGUACGCGUUCCAUGUGGGCGAGUUCGAGGGCUCGAUCCGGACGGACUCGACGCUGGAGUACUUCGUGUCGGAGGGUUGCUACCAGCCGGAGGACAAGCUGGAGAACCGCAAGCGCCUCCAGCUGGAGGUGUGCUCGGUCGAGGAGUACCCGGUGGCGGAGGACACGGACCUGGCGCAGGGCUACAUCCUCGAUAUCGAUCUGGACUACUUCAGCACACACAAUCCCUUCCUGAAGAUCUACGACCGGGUGCAGCUGUACGAGAAGCUGAAGGACAUCUUCGUUUCGCCCGAGCUGGCCGACGACGCGGAGAACGAUCUCGCCAAGCUGCAGCGUGUGGCGCGCGACCGGGAGGAGAAGCUGGAGUUUCUCGAGUCGAUCUUCCUGUACCUGGAGGAGGUGGGCAACCUGAAGCACUUCCUGGUGGACUACCAGCAGGAGAUCAGCGAGGAGUACGCGGGGCUGCUCGAGAAGGUGACGGUCCUGGUGCGGACGCUGAAGCGCGAGUACAAGGAGGAGGAAAUCGACUGGUCGAUGAUAUACGAUGCCGGGUGCACGUGCGACGUGACCGAUCUGCCGCACCACGAGUCGAGCCGGGAGGAGAUCGAAACGAUGGUCGGCCAGCUGGAGCGCUUCCUGGAGAAGGUGCCGUGCCCGCCGGUCGUCAUCACGGUGUCGCGAUCGAGCGAAGACGACUACACACCGGCCGGGCAGGUGGAGAUGAUACAGGAGAUGGUGCUGGCAGCGCUUACAAAGUGCCUGCGGGCGGAGCUCGACACCCCGAUACUGUACUAUAAGGAUCAGGAACUUAAUUUCAUUUACGUCCGCGACAACGGCACCUACCGUUGGAACGGCGGCCAGCCCGGAGAGUGCUUUCUGCUGGCGGCGGGGCUGCGGUUUCUCGGCCACCACCACCACCGGACAUUUGCCCCGCUCGUACAUCACCUUCUGCAGGUACUGUUCGCCGGUUUCCGGCGUCAGGUUCAGUUCAGUGCUAGGAUCACAGCAGUUGGUGUUUAUCGUGUGUUUGCGGAACCAGCAGGCAAUGUGGUCCAUUUCCGUUUUGAGGUAACGAAAAUGUCUUGGCGGACAGUUGAAAUCAUUACCCUUGCCGCCAUACAAACGGUGAUUGUGAACGUGCUGCUUCUGGGUCCGCUCGCAUUCCGUCCGGCAUUGCACUGGCUAUUGCUAGCAGCAUCCUUCGCAGUCGGGCUAGUGUUGCUCAAACGGAGUAAAGGCGCCCGUUGCGUCACGAUGCUACUGGUUCCACAGUUUCUAAGCAAACGAGGUCGAGCAGCGUUGAUAGGAUACAUAUUUCUGCUUACCCUCACCGGACCGACGGCAAACACAAUGGUGAACGUGGAGGUGCUGGGGGAAACGUUGAGCUGCACCCAGGAACAGCUAAAAGCGGCCAUACGGGACACGAUCAGCGCGCUAAAGGUUCCCUUUUUGGCGAUGAAAAAGAUCAUCGACGAGCUGCUGAAUACGGUCGAGCGAUCGUUCAUGAAGGUACAGCGCAUCAUGAUGGAAAUACUGAAGCUGGUGAAAAGGAUUUUGCACUCGAUCAAAAAAGCAUACGAUUGGCUGCGGGAUAUCGUUUCCGUGUGUAACGAUAAGCUGGGAACACCUUCCGAACGGUGCCUUCACGCGCUGGACCAGGCAAUCGAGGGAUGCAAGGAGGAGAUGGGAGCCAUGGACUUUCUGUGCGAAGUGACACAGGUUGCCAAGACGGUCUGCUACGGUGCGAAGAUGGUGGACUAUUUCUGUGAGCUGAUCGAUUUCAUAAGUGACGCUGUUGUAGAGGAAAUUGAACAAGGCAUUAAAAGGCUGAUGAAUAAUUUGGAAGAGUUGUUCCGAGUGAAGGUGGAAUAUGACCAUACCUUUGAUUUUAAAACCAACGUGUCCAAAACGCUGGCGGAAGUCAGUGCCGAUAUAAGGCAGGAAAUAGCGAACCGAACCUUACCGCUCAGAAGGACAUUCAACGUGCUGGGAAUGGUCACUAGUGGCUUUUUUAUAUGCAUUGUUUUAAGAGCAAUUCGUUACUGGAAGCGAUACUUGAAGAGGGAUCACUUUGAUAACCAUUUCCUUACCGAAGACUUUUAUCUAAUUGAAAAACGAAGAAUGGAACUGAAGGUGGAAACAGUUUUCCCGCUGACACGAAAGGAAGCUUCUCGCUAUGUUCCGCUUACUUCGUUCCAUUUGACAUGGAAGGAACGCUUUCGGAUAGCAAAAUCAUUAACAUUUUUGCUGAUCUCUUCCGUACAAGUGUGUGGUCAGCUAGCUGCCGAUUACUCACUCUACUGGCUGCUGACGCUUAUAAAGCAUUUUUUGACCGAAGGAUCCACAAAUACUACGAAGGGAUCCUCCAGCUCCGGUACGAUAACACCUCUGUCAGUAGGAGUAAGCGGAGAGGGUAUACUAGCCGACACGCUGCGCGAUAUUGUGCGUUCCUUUGAACCGAUCGUUAACGGAACGGCCAUCGAUCCUGCUGAAUGUAUCCCGGACGCGUCCACGCCUCGUUUUGCCCGCUACGGACAGAUUGUAGCAUUGUUGGCGCUCUGCUGGUGCUUUGCAUUUCUCGAACCGUAUGGACUGCGCGUAAGACAGCUUGUGAUGCGACGAUACUAUCCCGCGAGGGCACGUGCUCGGGCAAUCUGGCUUUAUGGUGAUAUUUUGCUAAAGCGAGCAAGUUUGCUUAAGAUGCUGCGGCUGCAAAUUGCGGGAACGAGCAGGGUACGGAAGCAACAAGAAGCGGUAAGCUGGAUCGAUGUGGUACGGGCGAAGACGAACCGAUACUGGAUCUGUCGGACGGUACUUGGACGGGGCGAAACCGUGCGAUGUAUUCUGUGUGGCGAUGCAUUGAAUGAGUGCGACGAUCCACACGUUCGAUGUUCGCGCCCCGACUGUCCCGGGCUGUACUGUCAGGAUUGUCUGCUGGAAACGGGAAAUAAUUGUUCACUGUGUAUGGACCUGCUCGUGUCGGAGCGGAGCGGUUUGGAUGAAAUAUAUUUGGAAUAGUUUACGCUACUGAA